AUGAUGGUUCAGGCAGCCAUGCCAACCAGAAUCCGCUCCCUUGAUCUCCUAGACGAAGCAGCGAUGGAAGAUUGUGUGGUUCUGUGGGUGGCUAUUCGCUCUCCCGUUGGUCUUGUCAACGAUCGGGAUUUUUGUUUGGUGUUUCAUUUUCGCAAGACCCAAUGCCCUUUGACAGGCAAUGUUAUUGCAUUGACAAAUUUCUUCAGCAUUAUGCAUCCAUCAGUGCCAGACAUGGAAAGAGCUUUGGAUCGAGUUCGGGGCGAAAUCAUUAUGGGGGGCUACAUCAUGCGCCCUAAGCCGGACGACGAUAGUCAAUUCUGUCUGCAGUACAUGAUUCAAUAUAAUGACCCGAAAGGGGCGCUUCCAAAUGCUGUCGUUAAUGCAGUAAUCCUCUCUCAGGGGCUCAACGCGGGAAGGUUCCGAGAAUACACCUGGAAGAUGACGAAAAUGGCGUGGGAUCUGACCAAAGGGAGAAUCCCCAUUGGAUGCUACGACGUGAGGCGCGGUGCAAAGACAGAGCACAGGUUGCAGCUUAGAGUAUCAGGGGACCAGUUUCCUGUGAAUGCAAACACAUUACGGACAUUCAAGUUUCAAGUCGCUGUCCACGCUUCAUUUACUGUUCUCAUGAAGCUCUCCACCAACGAUGCCAAUGGUGUACCUUUGCCCGUCACUAUUAGACGGAGCGAUCAAUCCGACGCUAUGGCCAAGGUGUUCGCUGGGGGGAACACAGUUGCGUUUGGGUGGAACGGGUUUCAUAUGUUUCACGCCACGCUGUUGAUGGCUGUGGAAGGUCCUCUUCCCGAAUUUCUCACGUUGAGAUUUCGAAAUACGCUGUGGCGGCAAAACCACGUAUACGUGCCUGCAAUCACUGAGCUGACGCAGGUUACAACCCCGGAACCAUCCCUAAGUGGCAAUAGCAUGGUCUCCAGUGGUCGGGGGAAGUCACCAAAGUUCCGAAGAGCUUUAACUCCAAGUGACCGAAGUACUGAUUGA
Molecule: messenger RNA, 993 nt
Organism: Seminavis robusta
Lineage: Eukaryota; Bacillariophyta; Bacillariophyceae; Naviculales; Naviculaceae
Source: the annotation of a GenBank genome assembly